Messenger RNA from Musca domestica (house fly), 760 nucleotides. RefSeq names its product transcriptional regulator ovo. The record is from RefSeq and is a predicted model, not a curated record. NCBI's taxonomy places the organism in Eukaryota, Metazoa, Arthropoda, Insecta, Diptera, Muscidae. The transcript has 2 exons. The coding region runs from base 150 to 710 and encodes 186 amino acids.
GAAGGGGCAGGAUAAAUUGCGAGGACUAGUUUUCCAUUUAUCAACGUACUACCUGAGAAUGGAAUAUAAAAUCUCAUCGAUGCUGUGAACAAAGCAUCAGUCUUUUGCGGUAACUCAAAACACAGACACACACAUUCCAUAACGUAACCAUGAGAGCGUUUAUAAUUUGUACAACCUUUUUCCUACUGGGACAAUGUCAUGGUGGUUUAUUUUUACACAAGCCUCGUGGAGAGGGUUUUCAAUCGAAAUUCUAUGGCCCUGGUCUUCAGGAAGAGAAUAACAAUUCUCCAAUAAUAAAUGUCAAUAACUACCAAAAUGUCGAUCAACAACAGGCUGCCACGGGUGGUCAUCACAGAAUUCACCACAGCCGUGGUGAUUGGAAUUAUAAUCGUGGUGAUGGCUACUCCCAUCAUCUUUCAAUGAAACAGGAAAGCUAUCAUCAUCAUCGUCCCAAAUUUGGACAACACCACGAUCCCAACAUGUUUGGAAAUUCUAAAAUUGGCCCAUUAUCCUUGCCUAGUUCCUCAGCGGCAGCUGCAUCGUCAGCAGCCACAUCAGCAUUUGGUGGUUCAUCGGCGGCGUCGUCUUCGUCAUCAGUUGCCAGUUCUGGAUUUGGAGGUGGUUCAUCCAGUUCUGCAUCAUCGUCGUCCAGUAGCAGCGGCAGUGGUUAUAGGGAAGAUCCCUACUUUGCCAGACCAUGGCGUUAUUGAUAAGUGUUUGUUUAACAAACAUUAAAAAAAUAAAUCAUUUAUAAAAUACA